CUUGGUGGCCAAUGUAUUUAUUGAAAAAGGCAACAACAAGAAAGGAAAAUGGAACAUCUCGACAAACCCAAUGAGAAACAGCCAGUCGUUUCGGUAAGGCCAGAAACUCCAAACGACUUGGUGGAUUAUACUGAAGAAGAGGAAAGUGCAACCGUGAAACGUAUAGAUAUGGUGGUUUUGCCAGUUAUGUGCUUGGUAUACUUCAUGCAAUACAUAGAUAAACAGCUUCUCUCUUACACCGUGGUAUUUGGUUUGAAAGAGGAUUUGAAUUUAGUAGGUGAACAGUAUUCGUGGUUGAGUAGUGGAUUCUACAUCGCCCAAUUGGCUUCACAAGUUUGGAACACAUUUGCCGUUAGUAGGUUUCCAAUAAAAGCGGUCACUGGAAUAUCGAUUAUCCUUUGGGGGGUUGCAUGUUUGUGCCAUGCCAUCCCAAACAGUUUCCCCGGGUUUUUAGCAACCAGAAUAGUCCUUGGAUUUAUCGAAGGGAUAGUUAGUAUCUCUUUUGUUGUUAUUACUUCAUGUUACUACAGAAAGAAAGAACAUGCAACCCGAGUUGCGUCUUGGGUAUCGAUGAAUGCUAUUGCUCAAGUGAUUGGAAAUUUUUUGGUUUAUGGAGUUGCAAAAAACCCCUCCUUGAAACUUUCCGUUUGGAAAGUCAGUUACUUAAUCUGUGGGAGUAUGACUUUGGCUGCUGGUAUAAUUUUUUUACUAGUCUUGCCUUUGAGUCCCCUGAAAGCAUGGUUUCUUAAUGAAAGACAACAAACAAUUGCAGUACAGCGUAUCUUGGUUGAAAGUGAUAGAGGAGAACGUAAUUCUUUUAAUAAACAACAGUUGGUUGAAAGUUUAUCUUUCGACUGGAUCACUUAUAGUUCUUUUUUCUUUGGGUUUUUGGUUACAGUCACCUCCGGUCCAAUUGUUUUCCUGUCCUUAUACCUUUCUCAAAUGGGGUACACUGGUUUUAAAGUUUUAGAAUAUGGUGCCCCCUCAGGAGCAGUUCAACUAAUUGCAAUUUGGGUUGGGGUUGCACUUUGCUAUAAAUGGCCUGACCAAAGAUGCUUAAUCAUAAUGUUUCUUACUUUAGUCCCAAUAGUUGGUAACAUUUUGUUAUUAGCAUUACCAGAAGAAAACCAUUGGGCAGGAAUUGUAGGGUCAUGGCUAGGCAGCUGCAUUACGAGUUUCAUGAGUAUUACCAUAUCGUUAAAUGCCUCCAACGUUAGAGGGAAUACUAAAAAGUCUGUGGUUAACUCUGCAUUCUACUUGGGAUACGAUUUAGCAGCCAUCAUAUACCCGCAAUGGUGGAACUAUUCUAAAGACCCCAGAUACAGAGUGGGACUAGCUGUUGAUAUUGCCUUUUGGGUAAUUUUCGAAAUUCUAGUUUUCAGUUAUAGAUUAAUGGCUAAAUAUGAAAACAAGAAAAGAGACAACAUGACUCACAUAGAACCCUAUGAUGAGGACCAUGAUUUGACCGAUAAACAGGAUAAGUAUCAUAGGUAUAGUUAUUAACUUUUGUACUAUGAAAGUAAUUCGACGUAAUUUGCCCUUCUACAUUAUUCACCACUAGACUAUUCGACGGCACUACCGGCUAACGAUACAUAGUUCUUGCCUUCAACGUAGGGCAUUCAAUCAGAAUGCUAGUAUUGUAGAGAUGGGUUCAGGUCGUUCUGGUGUACGGCUGUACGGCAAUUUACCU
Molecule: messenger RNA, 1690 nt
Organism: Hyphopichia burtonii NRRL Y-1933
Lineage: Eukaryota; Fungi; Ascomycota; Pichiomycetes; Serinales; Debaryomycetaceae
Product: permease of the major facilitator superfamily
Exons: 1
Coding region: 49-1503 (484 amino acids)
Biological process (GO): tripeptide transport; dipeptide transport; transmembrane transport
Cellular component (GO): plasma membrane
Molecular function (GO): allantoate transmembrane transporter activity; dipeptide transmembrane transporter activity
Source: RefSeq, a predicted model, not a curated record